ACAUAUUUUACAAAAAAUACUUAAUAGACACAGAUUAACCGAGUAAAUCUUUAAAAUUUGGUGCAAUACAUUUAAUAUUUAUUCUGGUCUUAGUAUUACAGUGCACUCAUUAGAGUAUUUUUAGUUUUUAAUUUAAUGUGGGUUUGUAUUUUAUUCUUCUUAAAACCACUGCUGUGAUGGAUCUUAUCAUUUCGUUGUAUCAUGCAUUCAGUCACUAUAAUUCCUUCAUUUUUAUGUAUUUAUUCUUUAAUAAAAUAUAUAUUUUUAAUUUCUAUUCUCUUAUCUAAUUUAAAAUAAUGAAAUAAGAAAUAUGAGCUAAUUUAAUGUUUUGUAUAAAUACAUUUGUCAGGUCUGAGCAGCAUUUAUUUUUAAACUAAAUGGACACAACAGGUUUUGACUCUUCGCAAACUCGCAGCUCUGAGUCGCACCUUAACGCUGCCGGGACCACAUUUCCCAUAGUGCAUUGCGCCCCAAGCAGGAAGAACGUUCUCUCUCGCAGGGCUCACACUGAUCCAAGUUAGGAGCUUUCAGCUGCCAGCCUUUGGCCCAUCAUGUAAGUGCUGCGGAGGAUUCUUUGCAGUGCGAUUGCAGAAAUUCCCCGUUUUCCCGACGCCUGCGGGGCCCGUGCAUCCGGACCGGAGCUCUGUGCACGGACACGCACGCCACGGACCCGAAACGGCUCCAAGUGCAUGAGGAUCGAGGCUUGUAUUUUGCAUCUUUGUUUUGCAAGAGCGAGCCGCUUGACGCUCCACGGCGAGGGCGAUGGAGGGAGGGAGCGAGAAAGAAGGCAAAGUCUUUUGUGCUUCCCCUCCCCCUCAUCAAAGCAAAGGGGAAAUGUCUCAGCCGAAGGGAGGUAAGAAGAAGCCGGCGCUGAAGCUCCCUAAGGAGGUGUUCGUGCAGCCCACUCCCCCCCCAGCACCCCCCAGAGAUCUGGACUCUAAAGCUUGUGUAACAAUCGGAGAAAAGAACUUCGAGGUGAAGGCCGACGACCUGGAGCAGAUCUGCGAGCUGGGCCGCGGCGCGUACGGCGUGGUGGAAAAGAUGAGGCACGUCCCCAGCGGCCUCAUCAUGGCUGUGAAGCGGAUCCGAGCCACAGUCAACACUCAGGAGCAGAAGAGGCUCCUGAUGGACCUGGACAUCUCCAUGAGGACGGUCGACUGUUUCUACACCGUCACCUUCUACGGGGCCUUAUUCAGAGAGGGCGACGUGUGGAUCUGCAUGGAGCUGAUGGACACGUCCCUGGACAAGUUCUACAAGCAGGUGAUCGAGAGGGGACGGACCAUCCCCGAGGACAUCCUGGGAAAGAUCGCCGUCUCGAUAGUGAAAGCUCUGGAGCAUCUGCACAGCAAUCUGCAAGUCAUACACAGAGAUGUGAAGCCCUCCAACGUGCUGAUCAACACUCAGGGUCAGGUGAAGAUGUGCGACUUCGGCAUCAGCGGGUACCUGGUCGACUCCGUGGCUAAAACCAUGGACGCCGGCUGCAAACCGUACAUGGCGCCGGAGAGGAUCAACCCCGAGACCAACCAGAAAGGCUACAACGUCAAGUCCGACAUCUGGAGUUUAGGAAUCACGAUGAUCGAACUCGCCAUCCUGCGCUUCCCGUACGACUCGUGGGGGACGCCCUUCCAGCAGCUGAAGCAGGUGGUGGAAGAACCUUCGCCCCAGCUUCCUGCCGACCAGUUCUCCCCCGACUUUGUGGACUUCACCUCUCAGUGCUUAAAGAAAGUUUCCAAAGAGCGGCCAACGUACACAGAACUCAUGCAACAUCUCUUCUUCACCUCCCACGAGGCCAAAGAAACCGAUGUGGCCAGCUUUGUGAAAGUCAUCCUGGGGGACUGAGCUCCACUGGGCUGCACAGGAGGGAGGGAGGGAUGGAGGAGGGAGGGAUGGAGGGAUGGAUGGAGGGAUGGAUGGAGGAGGAGGAAAGAAUCCAACAAACGACAAGCAAGCACCAACCACAGCCCCCCCCCCACCCACACCCACCCAUCCCGUCUCCUUCCUCCCUUCGGAUGAACGGGGGAGACAAAGCGGAGCGAGGAGUUUACCUCCACCCACCUGUACCUGUACCUGUACCUCCUCCACAUCCUCUGUACAUUUACCGGACGCGGUGGCAGCUGCGGUGGAGGUGGAGGGUUAACCUGGAAUCAUUUAAAGAUGUCUGUAUGCAAAAAAACAAAAAAAAAAAAACACAAAAAAAACACAAAAACACAACUCCUUCUCCAGUUAGAUCUGCUCCACCUCGGUGCACCACCUACUACUUUGUUAGUCAGUGAGUCGAGCUUUUCUAUUCUUUUUUUAUUUUAUUUUUUUGUUUUCCGGAGUGACAAGAGGUGCAGAAUAUAUAAAUAUAAAUAUAUAUAAAGAUAUAUAUAUAUAAAUAUAUAUAUACACUACCAGUCAAACGUUUGGACGCCAACGAGAAGAUGCAUCCAAACCUUUGAAUGGUUGUGUAUAAAAAAAAGAAGAUGAAUGAUAUAAUGCUAUCUGUGUAUAAUCUAAAUGUUUGCAUACUCAAAGCAAGUGUUGCAUUGGAUUAUUAAUUAUUUAAUUAAUUGACUGCAUGUACAGAAUUAUAUUUCUGGAUAAAAGCGGCGGCCGGUGAGGACUUCAGUGCGCCCCCUAGUGGCCGUGAAUAGGUACUGCACUUCAACUGCUUUCCCCUGAUUACAGGUCUACUACAGGUUUUGGGCUCGUGGCUACCUGUGUGUGUGUGUGUGUGUGUGUGUGUGUGUGUGUGUGUGUGUGUGUGUGUGUGUGUGUGUGUGUGUGUAUGCGUGCAGGUGCAUGAAGUGUGUGUUCGGAGGGCUCCUCGGUUGGUCGUGCAGUUUGAAUCCGCCGCCGUCUCCUCGUCCCCGUAGCAACACAAUGAAUUUAUUCGCAUUUCAGGUGGUUUCGAGCUGCAACUGUGACUUCAAAUCCAAAAAAAAAAAAAAAAAACACUCAGUGGGUUGGACUCACUACAGUUCUGCUGAUGUCCACUGGGUCCAAAAGCGCUAAAGGUGACUUGUUUACAGUCUGGUACAAAAACAGUUUUGGUCUCUAGGGCUAAUUCCUCCUUUCAUAAUGAUUUUUUAUUUUUUUUUUCACCUAUUUGACAUUAAGAUUAAUUAAGGGGCGUGGCUACUUUGAGUGACAUCUUCACAUGCAGUUAAUGGAUGUCGGACGACGGUUUUUAAUGGCACCAGCUGGAGAAUUGGCGCCACCUACUGUUUCUGAAGCAGCCUUUAAUGAACCCAAACACACGUUUUGCUUUCAGACUCGUUCUCUUGUGAAUCUUUCCCAGAGAAAUUCCCGAUCGUUGUCGUAUAAUCUCCAGUUUCCCGGCUCUGUUGCAGCUCGCCCGUCCUGCUAAUGCGAAUCAUCCCGAGGACGAAUUUGCUCAAAGGAACGAGACUAACGUGCGAUUCGGUUGCAGCCGCGCCGCCCGCCAUCUUUAAGUGAUUGUGUGUUGGUGUGUGUUGACAUUUGUUGCGGGAGAAGUUCGCCCAUAUUCCCUGCUUUGUCGUCUGUACUGAGCCAAUCACAACCCUCUCCACUCCACGUUCAACACGAAAAGAACUGGAUAUUAUUACUAUUCUAUUAUUCUAUUAAUUAUUGUUGUUAUUAUUCAGGUCCAGGUUUUUCCCGCCCUCCAGACAUAUUCGCCGCAGUUUCUCUUAUUUAUUACGACUGCUGUUUUCCCUCUGAAAACUUGACCGAUCCAUUUAGAGACUUUUCUCUCGUGUGUUUGUGUUUUUGUCGUGUUCUUCUUGGCUCAAACACGUAAAUGCUUUUAAACUGUACCUUUGCCUUCUAUGUGCCUCUAUAUAGAAAAGGAACAUAAUGUGCUGUAAUAAGGACGACGCAGGGAUCAGCUCCCUCCCUCUUCACAUGCUGCAUGGCAUCGUAAUUCCACUUCCUGUCUGCUUCCGUCACCUUUCCGUCGUUUCUCUUCUCGUCUCAGUCGUUUUUUAUUUUUAUUUUUUUUUUAUUUUUCCCUCUCUAGUGGUGGAAGAUAGUGUUGAGGCCCAGCUUACGCUUUUGGUUGUUAUGCAAGAAUGAGUCAAACACUUGAAACAGUUUCAUUUUACUCUCGUGCUCCUCUCGGCCUUUUAAAGGUUUUCUCUCUGGGUUGUCACUUGAUAGACGUCUGUGUUUGUGUCUUCAGUCCGGUUUUGUUAAAGUCACUUAAAGGCUCAAUCUGUUUCAACUUUUUUGUUUUUUUUGGCCACCUGGGGGCAGCAGAGCUCAUAUUUUGGUCUCAGAAUACAUAUCUAUGUUUAGCUGCUAGCUGCAUCAUGCUAACAUAUGGAUAGUGAAGCAGAACAACAAACACAAACUGGUUCAUAGACUGAAUAUAAAUAUGGAUUAAACACGUCUGCGCUUCCUCUCGUCGGUAACAUCUGACGCCCACUCUUCCUUCCUGCGUUUUCAUUUAAUUAAUCCUGCGUUCUGCUCUACCUCCACCAGCUACACGGAAAUACUGGAUUAUACACUGAACGUAUUUUAAAAACUCUCACAUGGCAACAGAAAAAUGUGAUUCGAUGUGUAGUUUAGUGUUUUAUUUUGGCCCAAGUCCCGCCCACUAACAUAGAGGAGGUGGAGCCUAUACUGCAGCGUCCUGCCACCAGGGGGAGCUCUGCUAGAUUUGGCAUCUUUAUUUACAGUCUAUGGGCCGGUUACUUUCAGUAAUGUAUCAUUUUUUUUUUUAAUUCCAGUCCGAGGACCAUGAAACAUCAAGCUGAAGGUCGACACGUUGAUCUAGAAUGAAUCAAGUAUAUUUCAACUGAUCGACAUAAUUUAUUAGAGACCAGGUCUGUGCAAUGGAGUGGCUUAGCUUCCUAGCCUCCCAGCUAAUAAUAGCUAAUAAUAGUCUCCCUUUAUGAGCGAUGCAUACAGAUACUGCCACCUACUGGUGCAGAGCAUAUGUACCACCAGGCUGUUGGCUGGAGUCUGUGUGGUGCUUUCAAAUGCAGCCUUUUGGUCCAGACACCAGAAAUUUGGUACGUCCAUAGGUCCAUAGGUCCAUAGGUUAGGGUUUUGUUCUCACAAUUUCACUUGAAUUGUCCAGAUUUUUUGCACAAAAGAAACACACAAAUUAGACCUGAUGCAACAACACAAAUACUAAUCAAUUAACAAGCGACAGGAGAGGGAAUAUAAGACACAUAAUUAACUAAUAACUAGUGAAAAUGUUUGGGUCUAAUCAGGUUUUUGAAAAUAUUAAAGCACAAACUUGAGACCUGCUGCAGAAAAUCAAGAGCGUGGAUCUUGGUUCCUCAUUGUUUUGUGGCUUAAUUCCUCCAGUAAACGUCGUUCUAAUAAACCGACGGGCGGAUUGAACCUUUACCAGACUUUUCGUUCUCUCUAAUCACAUCCUCUUGUCACACUCAGACGUUGCUGUUUUGUUAAAAAAAAACAAACAAAAAAAAAAAAACGCCGCCCUCGGUCCAGAACACUCAUUGAAUCAAGAGGUUUCCUGUUUUGUGGCAGAUUAAUAACUUUCCUUUUCACCCUUCACCCUGUCACCUGUCUGGUCUCAGCCGCUGCCUUUGGCUCAGAUAUCGAACGUCGAGCUUCCUCCUCUGUUUGUGUCCUGUACUAAACUGUCAUCAGGGGUUACAAAGGGUUUCGCUGCAGCAGCUGACGUGCGGUGGAUGCUGUUGCAUUCUUACAUCACAUUUUACCACUGUGCCAACUCCUCCUCCUUUGUAGUGAAGGGUUGGCGACGACAUUAAGCCUCAUUAGUACGUCUCUGUACCAAAGGUCGAAGUUUGCUUCAGAACUCUAGAGUGUGAUGAAAUUUGCAAAAAGAAAUUUUUUUUGCCACUAAUUUAGCAAAUGUGACUUCAGAGAGCCGGGCUCAGAGGGUGGGGGGAGUCGCCUUGUGGUAACGUCCAACCUGGGGAAUCCGAUCACAAGUGUCCAUCUUAAAGUCUCACAUUUUCAGGACCGUCUCCACCGUUGGCAACAAUAACUAAAAGGCUGUAGCCUGAAAACGCACAAACUAGACAAGUUUCCUGGGGUGACACGCAGAACUGAGGCCUUUGCACUUUACACAACUGCAGCUCCAGAGCCUCUUGCCCAGUGCAUGCUGGGAUUGAUUCGUUCCUGUCGUAUCUAUGCAAAGGCUGAAAGGUUAAUUUGGUAAAUAGGCGACUUUUGACUAGAAAAAUUGGUUCAGUUUUACUUGGUGCAGCUUUUCUAACCUGCCACACAGUCUAAUCCGGAAAGUGUUGUGAAGAAAAGUUAUGCAGUUCAUGAAGUGGCCACUAGAGGCUCCAAAAUGGAGCAAAUCCCCAUAGACGCCCAUGUUAAGAAGCCCAACUUUACAGCAUCAUUAAACGUGUUUACAGCCUGUUAUAGUUUAUUUCACUAUUCAUGACAACUGUCGUUUACUUUUUAUCAAGAUUAAAAUUGUGCAUAACUAGUUCCAGCUUUGAGUGACAGGUGUUAGCCUGAGCUAACAGCUAGCAGAGAGCUGGGUGGGCGGGUCCUAACGUCCAGGCUGCUUUAGCUCCGCCCCAACACGACCCCCACCAUGUCCAUGUUUGGAGAAUCCCAGUGUGGGCGGAGUGAAGCUCAUCCAACAUGGAGACCGCAGGCUCCGCCCACUUCAGGCUUCAUUUUUUUGAGGUUCAGAAUCCACUGGGUGACGUCACGAUGGGUUUGUCUGUAGCGUAUAUAACACGGGGGCUCAGAGAUGGACCAGGUUCGAUGGAUUAACCCAGGUCGGAUGUUAGCAUGAGGUCUGAACGGGGUCAUUCAUCCUCGCAUGCAUGCACAGCGGUUUAGGUGUGUGUAGUGUUUGUAGAUGUUCUUUUUUUUUUUUUUAAGUGCCUGACGAUUCAUUUAAACACUUGUCUGUCGUUGUGAAUGAUGCUCAAACACUGGUUCGGUUCCUGUAGCGGACCCGCCGACACUGCAUGUUGCUGUGAUGUUUUGCACUGUACCGAGGAGUCAUAUCACAUAUUCACCAUUGAUUGUGUUACUGUAACGGAAACAUUUAGUCUGUGUGGUCGUUGUUUCAACUUUAACGAGAGCUUGAAGGUUCUGACUUAAUAGCAUAAAUAAAAACUGUGAUGCUGAAAAUUGUCAAAUCAUAGCCGAUAGAUGUGUCGUUAGCCUGUUGAGGCUUUUAUUGUGAAAUAUCUUGGCUCAAAGUGUUCGGUUCCACUAACAGCAGGUUAAAGGAAGUCUACAUCUUUACUUUGCAUUAUGUUUGUGCACAUUAGUCAGAGAGGAAUCUUUUGAUUUCAACAUUUUCUGGUCGCUCUAGUUAAAAGAAGACGACUCAACAGCGCUACUAGUGGUCAAAAACUCCACAGCGUGCCUUUAAAAAAAAAUAGAACCAGUCAAAUUAAAUCAAACUGCUGCUUUGUCUGUGUUUCCUUUCACAGGUUAGUGUUUUUAGAGUUACAGCUGCAGAUUAUUUAACUGAAUUAGUUCUUUCUCUUUAUUAAGUUUGAUUAACAGCGGCUUUUUACGUCAAAGUGGUUUGACUCGUCUAAAUGCAUCCGAACUGGAAAGAUGCUGGCUCUUCACAAUGUUUAUGCACAAAUUUAAGGACUAGUUUUUAAGAUGCUGCAAAAAAUAUCUUAUAAAUAACAAAACAAAAAAAAGAAAGGGUAAAAACAACUGCAGUUCCUCUAAUGACCACUUGAGGGUGGCAGCAAAAACAAAGGCUAUUAUUUGAGAAUUCACAGUAUCAUACUUUUACCAAUGAUAUAAAGCAAUUUACUUGAAGGAUAGAUCUGAUAUAUUUCAACCCGGUGUAUGUUUUCUAAGCAUCUGUUGUUUCAUGGAAAUGAGGAGUUGCACUAAAUGGAAUAUAUCAGGCUGGAAAAUGUAGCUUUCUGCAGCUUUGCAAAAAAAACAAACAAACACACAAAACUAAUUGAGUUUUAAAUUAUUUUUCAGUCCAAACACGAGAAUGUUGGCUAAUUGUUUCGUCGUUUUUGAGAAUCUCUACAACGGAAGAGACACAAGAGACAAGUUAAAAAGGUUUAAAAUAGACCAGAAUUAUGAGCUCACGGUAACAACACGGCUUCCGACUCGUCUGGUCUCAGUUGACUCAGCGGUUGAGUUUCCCAGUCGACGUUAUCUUAACCCCGUCGUCCCUGCCUGGGGACGCGAGGGCAGAUAAACGCUCAGAAAGCUGCAUCAUGAAAAAGUAUUGUUUCUUUUUUUCUUCGUGACGUCUCGUGUCUGUCUGCUCUGCAUGUGUGAAUUCCUGCCUCGCCUGAGUCUAUUUGCGGCGUCCGUCACCUGCUGAGCGAACACCGGGGCAGGACGUCCGAGUGGAAGCUGUCCUUAGCGGGUGAUUAAUCUCACGUCCCAUCACGGACUCCUUUCUCAACCUCUUGGGUUUAUCUUGAGUUUAGCCGGCAACGGGCACGUACUUCGGCUUUUACUGGAAGAGCAUUUGUAAUUAUUAAGUUUGAAGGUCGGGAAGGAUCGGAAGGAUACUUUGCUCACCUUCCUCCUCCAAAAAUGUGUCAGCGGAUGAAUAAAAUCUGUCUGAGAGGACGACCCUGGCCCUUUGAUUCAGUGUCGUUUUAACGCUACAACACGACUUGUGAAGCUUUUUGUGUUUCUCUGUGGCAGGUGCACACAGCAGCUGUGUGUGACGCCUGAUGUUGCCGUGUUGUGUGUGUUUGAUUUAUUCAGAGUAAUCCAGAGAUGCUACUGUACGUGGAAGAGGGCCUUUUUUUUCACGUCGCUGACGGUUGUGGGUGUUUUAUUCUAUUUUAUUUUAUUUUAUUUUUUUUUAUUAUUUUUCCCGUUACCGUGGCCACAGCUCCGUGCCCCAUGGGAAGUGAAGUUCUCAGCAUAGUUACACGUUAUCUUAAAGCCUCUGCUAAAGACUGAUGACUGUUCAUUUAGAGCUCAAUGAAUUUCUAUGAAUAUUUUAGAUUGCUCAGAACUGAUUGUGUGCAAUUGUAAUGAUGGAAAUUCAAUAAAAAAAGAGGUAUUUUUACACAA
Mugil cephalus (flathead mullet) is the source of this 8961-nucleotide messenger RNA. RefSeq names its product mitogen-activated protein kinase kinase 6 (gene map2k6). Bases 763 to 1839 code for a protein of 358 amino acids. Gene Ontology annotation, biological process: MAPK cascade; protein phosphorylation. Gene Ontology annotation, molecular function: ATP binding; MAP kinase kinase activity. The record is from RefSeq and is a predicted model, not a curated record. NCBI's taxonomy places the organism in Eukaryota, Metazoa, Chordata, Actinopteri, Mugiliformes, Mugilidae. The transcript has 12 exons.